Messenger RNA from Uranotaenia lowii, 396 nucleotides. Its product is annotated as lysozyme D-like. The coding region runs from base 1 to 396 and encodes 131 amino acids. The record is from RefSeq and is a predicted model, not a curated record. Lineage: Eukaryota; Metazoa; Arthropoda; Insecta; Diptera; Culicidae. The transcript has a single exon.
AUGUCUAGUUGCCGGAUUGUCGCCUAUGUGUCGAUGCCAGCAGGUUGUAAGAACGGGUCAACACCGGCGACUUCGGGCCCGCAGAUGCGUGCCAGCAGAACCUGUGCCAGCGGAACCAGUGCCAGCGGAACCAGUGCCAGCGGAACCAGUGCCAGCGGAAUCAGUGCCAGCGGAAUCAGUACCAGCGGAACCAGCGCCAGCGGAACCAGCGCCAGCGGAACCAGUGCCAGCGGAACCAGUGCCAGCGGAACCAGCGCCAGCGGAACCAGUGCCAGCGGAAUCAGUGCCAGCGGAACCAGUGUCGGCGGGGUCGAAGCCAGCCAGUUGAUUGCGGCCAAUCGGAGCUUGCCAGCGGGAUUUGUUCCAGCGGAACCUGUGCCAGCAGGAUCGAUUUGA